AUGCAUGAGUGAGGGGCGUGUCAGAGCAAAGUGACGUUACUGGUGACGGGGGACGGCAGCCCCCUCCACUCCUCAUCUCUCUGUGCCACUCGUCGGCCCACUUGGGCGACAGCCUUCUUUCUGUUCGGUUGUCCCACUCCACCGCCUACCCCCUCUUCACACUCUCUCACUCUACCUACACUUUUCACUCUCUUCCUACGUUCACUCAUGUACACAUCGCAGGUUAUAAAAGUACCCUGCGCAAUCGUCAGACUCUUAGUCAAUUCUCGAACGUUUCUGAGUGUGUACAUGUCUCUCUCUUUCUACCAUUACGUUUAUUCAAUUUGAAUUUCGAAGAAAAUUUCAACCGUAAACCUUCUUGCGUGUAUACAUCUCUUGAAAUUCCACGAAGUCGGAAGCAGUUGCAGCCUUGCUUCCUUCUCGGAAGUAUUUAUCUGGGAAUUGUUUUCUAUUCUCGUUAUUUCCUCCUUCAGUUUUUCUAAGGAUUACUUCUAAUACUUGCAACAUAUCAAAACAACAUGUCUGUCACUUCGGUUCAACCUCCUUCUGAAAAUCUUUCACGUCAUGGGAGUAACGUAUCCCUCUCUUGUCACAGUUUAUGUGAUAGUGUAGACGAUGGUCUUCAAGGUUCUCAUCCUCAAUAUCAAGAUACGAUUCUAACCAUUGAAGAACUCCGUGCUCAAUUGAACUCAUGCUUUACGUGUGGGGUCUCUUGGAGCGAGGAACAUGUCUCUCUUGAUUGUAGUGAAUGUGGUGGUUAUUCUCUUCAACGACCUUGCCCGCUUUGUGAUGGACGUUGUCACACAGUGUGGAAACGUGAUCUUACUAUGUCUCAUGCAAGUGGUAAAGCAAGAUGGAUCGGUGAAUGUGCUCUCAGUUGUGGACCUUCUCUCGAAGAAUCUUUGGUACCAGCUUUGGAAAAGCUAAGGGCAACCUCGUGAAUUUAUCAUUAUCAUUAUUAUCGCCAUCAUAAUCGUCAUCAUCAUUAUCGUUGCAUCGUCGAUAUUUUCGAGCAACGUCGACGUUAUCGUCGAAUCGAGCAACAAUGCAACCAUUGCAUAAGACUUAAUAAUCCAUUUCACUAAAUCCAUUUACUGUUUCUCAUCAUCCCAUGAUCAUCAUCAUCGGUGCGACGUGAAAUGUGUGCAUGUGGAUUAUUUUUUAGAUGUAUUGAGAAAGGGAGAGAGAGAAAAAAAGAGACAGAGCAUUCGUACAAACUUGAACAAAAAAAAUGAUUCCGGAAAAAUUUACAGAUACACAUUUCUAAACAAAAUCAAAAAAAGAAAACAGUAUCAUUGUCAUAGUAGAAAAAGAAUCAUUUUGAUCUACUGUACUUGAGAAUCCUUGUUGAUUAUAUUACUUGAACUUGACUAAAAAUAGUUUUCAAAAAUCACAAAAUCUCUCGAGUGUCAUAUUAGAAAUCGACUAAGAACAAAUUAUCUCCAUUAAGUUAAAAAAAAAAAAAAAACAACAUUUUACUUUCUUUUUAAGUUAUUCUCAUUCUUUUGAGUUAACUAAAAUAUAAUUGGACUUACAUAUAUCAUAGAUAGAAAAGAAGUGUAUGUGUGUGUGUGUGUGUGUCUGUCACAGAAGAGAUAAGUUUCAAAGAAAGAGCAAGAAAAAAUAUUUCUCGGCACGAAUAUUAAACUAAUAAAUAUCUCGAUUUUUAAAUUUAAUUAAACAAUUAAAAGGAGAAAAAAAGAAAAAAUAAAUAAAAAAAAUGUGUGUGCAUGCGUAUAUAGUUUGAACGUUUGAAAUAAUUAAAUUUCUUUUUUUUUCUUUUCUUUCUUUUUUUUUUAUAUAAUCAUUAAACUUUAUUCGAGUUCGUAAUUAAGACGGCAGAGAAAAUAUAAGACUUUGGGCAGCUAUAGUUAAAUAAAAAAAAAAUAAAUAAUUAUUUGUGAUUUAUAGAACGCAUAUAAAAUGAAGUGAAUAAAAAUGUGUGUUCUCGUU
Molecule: messenger RNA, 1953 nt
Organism: Vespula vulgaris
Lineage: Eukaryota; Metazoa; Arthropoda; Insecta; Hymenoptera; Vespidae
Gene: Pino
Product: protein pinocchio
Exons: 5
Coding region: 519-941 (140 amino acids)
Source: RefSeq, a predicted model, not a curated record